Dovyalis caffra is the source of this 351-nucleotide messenger RNA. Lineage: Eukaryota; Viridiplantae; Streptophyta; Magnoliopsida; Malpighiales; Salicaceae. The record is from the annotation of a GenBank genome assembly.
AUGACAAGCGCUUCUGCUGCUUCUCCUUUAAUAGAUCUAGACGUAGAUGAUAAAAGGCUGAUGACAGGAAAUCCAAUCAUUAAUGCAUGCCAGGAAGAUGAGAGUCAGGAAACAUACCCUUUUCACUUUUCCAUUUUAAAAGGAAGUUCAGGAGUUUCAAUAAAGAGAGUUGUUCGUAUUCAAGAUCAGACUGAAUCAGGACAACAAAUAAGGAUAGCAAUAUUGAUGAUAAUGCAGGUAUGUAUUGCAAAGAAAGAUCUUUCUGGACAACAAACACCCGCUUCACUAGUUGAACAAUUGGUUCACUACCACCAGGAUGCUCAUGAUGACACAUCAAUAACGAAAGAAUAG